This is a messenger RNA of Rhineura floridana, 6207 nucleotides long. RefSeq names its product IgGFc-binding protein-like. The coding region runs from base 1 to 6207 and encodes 2068 amino acids. Gene Ontology annotation, molecular function: protein binding. Lineage: Eukaryota; Metazoa; Chordata; Lepidosauria; Squamata; Rhineuridae. The record is from RefSeq and is a predicted model, not a curated record. The transcript is spliced from 14 exons.
AUGAGGAAGUCUACCCUCACCUCCAGUGUGGUAGUAAGAUUCAAGUGCCAGCCCAGUCAGCUUCUGGACAUGGAACGAGGAGGGGGUGCCAUCUUUGCCUCAGGCAGCGAAAUGUCUGGAGUCAAGCCUGAUAUCCUUCCAGGGACACUCUAUGGGGAGGAUAAGCGGCUUCUUCGCCAUUUUCUGGGUCUGGAACUCAGCAUGCUGGGCCCUGGAACCCUUUGCCUCAGGAUUACCUGCCUAGGUGGGAGCCUGGGGACACAGUUCAUCACCUCCUAUAUGCAAAAUUUUGAGAAGGAGGGCAGGUUUGAACUGCAGAUCACUGGUUACUACAACUCGACCACUGUGACAGUCUCUGUCCCUUGUGACCUCUGCCGGCAAGAAAGGGAGUUUGAAAGAAGAAUCAAUGUGGAUAGGGGGAAGAUGGUGCAAGUGGAGCUCCCAAAAUUUGUAGAAAUCAUCGACAGCAAAGUGUUCUCCCAUGUGGUUCAGAUCCAGGCAGACAAGAAUGUGUCUGUGGUGUCCUUGAGCUCCAAGCCCUUCAGUGCUGAUACUGCUCUGCUCUAUCCCGUGAACAGUUUGGGGAAUGAGCAUUAUAUUGUGGCUCCAGUCUCAGGCCCAGUAGGAGCUCUGCAAGAGUUUGCAAUCUUAACCCCCCAGGGCCCUAAUGUGGUCGAUGUCUAUCCGACGAGCCCAGUGACCUUCAACCGGAAAACAUACACAGCAGGAAGUAAACUGAGUGUGACACUGAAGGCUUUCACUGGGGUCCAGUUGCAAGGAAAAGGUGAUCUCUCUGGCACCAAGAUUGUUUCCCAGCUGCCAGUCGCUGUCCUAUCUGGCCAUAUCUGUUCGUGGAAGAACACUAAAUGUAACCACGUCUUUGAGCAGCUCCUGCCAGUGUCCAAGUGGGGGAAGACAUUUGUGGUCCCUCCCAUGCCCUGGCAGACCAAAAGUGACAUCCUCUAUGUCUCAGCAUCUCAAGCCACCGUGCUGACCUACCAGACGGGCGCAGCUAAGCAGACAGUGAAUCUGGGAGGCGGGAAGGUCCGGCAGAUCUCGGUCUUGCCCAAAAGCCCAAUCUACCUCUCGGCCAAUGCGCCAGUGCAGGUGUUCCUCUACAGCACCGGAGCAGCCGUCCGGACCUUUACUUAUGACACCUUCUUGAUGGGGAUUCCAGACACAGAAAAGUACAGCCUCUCGUACACCAUAAACGGGCAGGUCGGCUUUCAGAACUUUGUCCUGUUGGUGGCAAAGACUUCAGAGACUGGUGGUCUCACAGUGAAUGGGAAGCCCCUGGACACGGUGAAGUGGAGUCUGGUCCCUGGCUCAGAGUACUCUUGGAGUCUGUACGAGCUGCCAGUAGUACUUCAUUCCUACAGAGUGGCACAUCCCCACUCCCCUUUUUGUCUCUUCAGUGUGGGCAUUGCAAAUAUGAACAGCUAUGGGACACCCGGUGCUGGCGUCGACAUUGCACCACCACUCACCUGUAGUUCUGUGCUGUGCCGUAAAGGGAUGGUGUGUAAGAUGAUAAAUGAUCAACCCCACUGUGUGCCAUCCUCAGAAGCGACCUGCUGGGCAUGGGGUGACCCACACUACCACACUUUUGAUGAGCGCAAUUAUGACUUCCAAGGCACUUGCACCUACACUGUUGCCAAGACAUGUGCUGAAAACUUUGGGCUCCCGUCCUUCCAUGUCUUUGCCAAGAAUGAAAACAGGGGGAACAAACAGGUGUCCUAUGUGGCGACAGUGACGAUUGAGGUUUACGGAUACACCAUCACAGUGAUCAGAUCAGAGUUUGGCUUUGUACGGGUCAACGGCAUCCUGACACACUUGCCCAUCUCUCUGAAGGAUGGGAAUCUGCAGCUCUUGCAGAUUGGCACCUCUGUCAUACUUAACACUGACUUCCAGCUCAAAGUGUCUUAUGACUGGAGUCACCACCUUCGUGUCACCAUCAGCAGUGCUUACCAGGAGGCUGUCUGUGGCCUAUGUGGGAACUAUAAUGAUGAUCCCACAGAUGACUUUGAAACGCCAGCAGGAACCACGGCCCCUAGCAUCACAGCUUUUGGCGAGAGCUGGAUGGUGAAGACGGAUGACAGCCUUUGCUGGCAUGAUUGCCAUGGCCCUUGUAGGGUUUGCCAAUCUGAUGUGGCCAAAAUGUAUGAGGCAGAGGCCUACUGUGGACUGAUAACCAAGGUUUCCAAUGGCCCCUUUGCUCCUUGCCAUGCCAAGGUGAGCCCCACAGCCUACUUUGAUAGUUGCCUGUAUGAUCUCUGCUCCACCGAAGGCAACAAACAGUCUCUGUGCGAUGCCCUGAAGGCUUAUGCAGAUGCCUGCCAGAGAGAGGGAGCCCAAAUUGGUGAUUGGAGGACAGUGUCUGGAUGCUUACUGGAGUGCCCUCCAAACAGUCAGUACCAAAGCUGUGGAACAGCCUGCCCGGCCACUUGCGUGGAUGACCGAACUCAGCAGGAAAACUUCUGCCCGGCUGUGUGUGUGGAAGGCUGCCAAUGCAAUCCAGGUUUUGUUCUCAGCCGAGGGGCAUGCAUUCCAAAGAGCAGCUGUGGUUGUGUCUAUGAAGGGCGCCCCUAUGCCCCCAAUGAGAGCUUCUGGGCUGAUGAUACGUGUCGGAACCGUUGCAUGUGCAACCCAGCCAAGAGGGUAGUGGAGUGUGCUGCCAGCACUUGCAAACCAACGGAACGGUGCCAAGUGGUGAAAGGCGUGCAGGGAUGCUACCCCACUGGGAGCGGCAUCUGCACCGCAUCUGGGGACCCCCACUACUACACCUUUGACAAGUACAGAUUUGAUUUCCAAGGGGCCUGUGCCUACGUGUUUGCUGAGGUGUUCCGCAACACCGAGGGUCUGGAGGGAUUUGGUAUCUACGUUCAAAAUGAGCACCGGGGAAAUACCGCUGUAUCCUGGACCCGGAGUGUCCAGAUCAAUGUCUACGACAUUGAGAUCAUAGUCAGCAGACAAUAUUCCGGCAGAGCCUUGGUUGGAGGUUUGCUCACCUACCUUCCCUACAGCACAGCUGGAGGAAGAGUCAGGUUGUACAGGAGGGGCCUGGAUGCUGUGACUGAGACUGACUUUGGCCUCCUGGUCACUUUUAACUGGGACAGCCAGGUAUCCGUCACGGUGCCCAACACCUAUGCAAACACCUUGCGUGGCCUGUGCGGGAACUUCAACGGGAACGCUGCAGACGAUGCCCUUGUGCCUGGUGGCAUCCUCAUUCCCAACAGGCCGGUAUUUGGUACCAGUGGCACUGAGGUCAUUGACCCCAAAUGCAAGGAGAUUGUGGAUCCCAAAUGCCCAGGGAUAGAAGCCUUAGCAGACCGGCAGCGUGCCUCGGGCAAGGAAUGUGGGCUCCUUCUCGCCAAGGAUGGGCCCUUCCGGGAGUGCCAUGGCCAGAUUGAUGAAGAGGGAGCCUUCCAGGAUUGCAUCUAUGACUACUGUUUCUACAAGGGGCGCUAUGCCUUCAUGUGUGCAGGGAUUGCCAGCUAUGCCUCAGCCUGCCAAGCCAUUGGGGUGACCACUUAUCCUUGGAGGUCUUCGACGUUCUGCCCCCCACUUUGUCCUUCCAACAGUCACUAUGAACAUUGCGCCAGGGGCUGUGUCCAGACCUGCAGCAGCCUGUACAUCACACCUCGAUGCCCGAACAAGUGCGAGGAGGACUGUGUGUGCAACGAGGGCUUUGUCAUGAGCAGCUACACUUGCGUCCCUAUGGCCCAGUGUGGAUGUUUCCACCAAGGGCGUUACUACCCAGCCUUGGAAUAUUUCUAUCCGACUUGUGAGGAACGCUGCCGGUGCCAGGCGGGUGGAAAUGUGGUGUGCCACAAGGUGCCCUGUGGCCCCAACGAAGAAUGCAGAAUUGUGGAGGGGUACCGGAAAUGCUAUGCAACUGGGAAUGCCACCUGUUCCGUGGUCGGCAGCCUUUAUCUUUCCUUUGAUAGGCGGCCCAUUCAUUUCCCGGGCACCUGCACCUACUUCUUAACCAAGCUGCACAAGCCAAACGAGUACCUGAAACCCUUAGCUGUUGUUGUCAAGAAUGAGGCCUGGAAGAAUGGGAAGAUCUCCGUUACCAAGGAGGUCUAUGUGGAGGUCCUUGACUUUCAACUGAUUCUGCUACGGAACAAAUGGGGGCUAGUCAAGGUGAACGGAAUAUUCCAACGCCUCCCUGUGAAUCUUUUGACUGGGCAGCUCAGAAUCUAUCAGCAUGGGCUCAGUGUCAGGAUAGACUCUACCUUUGGCUUUGCACUGACCUAUGACCUGUUUUACCAUGUGAGGGUCACCAUUCCCAACAUCUACCAGGGCCACAUGGGUGGGCUGUGUGGGAACUACAAUGGACAGAAGAGUGAUGAUUUUCAGCUCCCUGAUGGCACGGUGGUCACUGAUGUGGAUGUAUUUGGUGCCGCCUGGAAAAUUCCAAUCCCUGGUGUACCCUGCACAGAUGGAUGUGCUGGGAAGGGCUGUCCAGUUUGCGAAGAGGAGAAAAAAGAAAUUUUCAAACAGCGCAGGUCCUGUGGGCUCCUUGCAGCAUCUGAUGGGCCCUUCAGUGAGUGCCAUGCUGUAGUGAACCUUGGUGCUUAUCUGGAGAACUGCAUCACUGAGCUGUGUAUAGGAGGGGAUGACCAACAGGCCUUAUGCCUGAGCCUCCAGAGCUACACGGAAGCCUGCCAAGAGGCCGGGGUCAAUAUCCAGCCAUGGAGGAGCUCCACCUUCUGCCCCAUCACUUGCCCAGCCAACAGCCACUACACCAUCUGUUCUAACAUUUGUGAAACCAACUGUGCUGGCCUCACCGAUCACAUUAAAUGCCCAGAGAACUGUGUUGAGGGCUGCCAGUGUGAUGAUGGCUUCUUCUUUGAUGGCCUCAAAUGCAUCCCCUUGGAUGAGUGCGGCUGCUUUGAGCACGGCAGGUACUUUCCGCCUAAUGAGCCUGUCCUAUUAAAUGACUGUACUGAGAGAUGCAUCUGCACUGCAGCCGGAGGGCUCAGGUGUGAGGCCAUAACUUGCCCAGCUGGUGAAACUUGCGAGGUGAAAAAUGGCAUCAUGCAAUGCUACAGCAAAGCUAAAGAAUGCCCUGAGAAUAGCCACUAUGAGGCCUGUGGAAGUGCUUGCCCAGCCACCUGUGCUGACCGCAUGGCUCCCUCUGCCUGCGAAGAGCCAUGCGUUGAAACCUGCCAGUGCGACGAUGGCCACGUCCUCAGUGCCGACAAGUGUGUGCCUGUUGGGAGCUGUGGCUGCACGUAUAAUGGCUUGAACUACAAACCAGGGGAAGAAUUCUGGGCUGAUGAAAAGUGUAGCUCUCGCUGCACAUGUGAUCCCACGCGAGGUGUGGUAGUGUGCAUCCCAGGUGGCUGCAAAGCUGGUGAGGAAUGUGUUGUGGUCAAUGGCGUUCGGGGAUGUCACCCGAGCAGCCCUUCCACUUGCACAUCUUCCGGGUGCUAUUACUACACCACCUUCGAUGGGAAAAAUUAUGAGUUCAAGGGCACUUGCAUCUACCAACUGGUCGCUGUGUGUUCUACUGACUCCACCCUCAUACCAUUUAACAUCUCAGUCCAGAACAGCCCGGCUCCUGAUGGUCAUGCUGUGACAUUGCGGGUGUAUGAUGUGAGCAUCACCCUCCGUGCAGACAGGGGAGACAAGAUAGAGGUAAAUGGCAACACAAUGGACCUGCCAUUCAGCCACGAGGGAAAGAUCCAUGUGAGCUCUGAUGAGAGCCAGUUCACUAUUGUGACAGACUUUGGCCUCUCAGUCCAACUAGUCAAGGAAAACCUAAGAGUUGUGGCAUCUGUGCCAGGGAACUAUGCAGGUUCACUGUGUGGCCUGUGUGGAAAUGCCAAUGGAGACCCCAGUGAUGAUAAGAUGGGUGAAUCUGGGGAGACCUUGCGUGUAGGGUGUUCUCCAGGCUGUGCCCCUGACUGUCCACCCUGCACUUUGGCUGAGCAAGAGAGUUACCAAGAAGACAGGUAUUGUGGGCUGUUGCGUCAGCUGAAUGGACCCUUUGCCUCCUGCCAUGCUGCUAACCCCUAUGCACCCUUCUUCAACGAGUGCAUCACAAAGACCUGUGAAGUUCGGGGAGACAAGCCCAUCUGGUGUGACGUUAUUGCCGCCUAUGCUGCUGCCUGCCAGGCCAAGGGUUUCCCAAUUAAGGAGUGGAGGAAGGAUGACUUCUGCUGUGAGUAUGAGCUAUUGGGGGCUUGGGAUAUGGUCUAG